Molecule: messenger RNA, 3071 nt
Organism: Clupea harengus (Atlantic herring)
Lineage: Eukaryota; Metazoa; Chordata; Actinopteri; Clupeiformes; Clupeidae
Gene: larp6a
Product: La ribonucleoprotein 6, translational regulator a
Biological process (GO): RNA processing
Cellular component (GO): nucleus; ribonucleoprotein complex
Molecular function (GO): mRNA binding
Source: RefSeq, a predicted model, not a curated record
UGGUAGCAAACUCCCCAAGUGAAAAAGAAAACAGGGACAAAGACUAUGCAUGCAUUAAUAACCGCGUUUCUCCGCUGUUUUUCCUUCCUCCUGCCUCCCUCCUGGCUUCAGCUCGCAUUUUGCUGGUGGGUUGGGGAUGAGUGCGGAAAGAUGCCAUGGCCCAAUCCGAGGGCGCGUUUCAAAAGGAAAAAGCCUCUUACAUAUCAGGAAGUAACACCACAAGACGACUCCAUCCCCUCCGCUUCCCCUGCUCCUAGCUGUGUCUCGCUAGCUGCUAACAGCUCCGCACCGCUACCACAGGGCUCUCCGUGGGGUAGAAUCCGGGAGCUCUGGCAAGCUGUGGAGCGCAUCUUCGGGGCUCCCUUUGCCAUCCAUCAACGCUGGUGCCAGAAGCGUCACGCUUUUUGCAGCCCUUACCCCGUCGUUGCUUUCGAUUCUAGCGCCAACUCUGUAAGCAGUCGAGGCGGCAGUGCCUUUGCAACGGAGGCGGACGUACUGACAGGAGACACGUUAACCUCGGGCAGCAUGAGUACGACUAUGGAGCUCCCCAGCCAGUCUCUAUCAGACUUGGUCGGACAGACGGUAAACGAGGAGGUGAUAACGGUGGACCAACACCAGCUGGAGAUAGGGACCCAAGUUACUAUAACUGUUGCUAUUCAGGCAGCAGAGGACGAGGACCAAGAACCUGACGAAGAGGGCUCGGUAAACCAUUUGGAUAUUCACGGUAGCGGCAGCGAGGACGAAAUUGGACGACAUGACAAAUCAAGUGGGGCUGGCACGAGUGGAGGUGAGCUCGAGGAGGAGAGUUGGCAGCCUCCAGACCCGGAGCUGACGCAGAAGCUGGUGGCCCAGAUUGAGUACUACCUGUCAGAUGAGAACCUGGAACACGACGCCUUCCUGCUCAAACAUGUCAGACGCAACAAGCUCGGUUUCGUCAGCGUCAAAUUGCUCACCUCCUUCAAAAAGGUGAAGCAUCUGACCCGGGACUGGAGAACCACUGCCUACGCCCUACGCCAGUCCGCACUGCUGGAACUGAACGAAGAAGGGCGCAAGGUGCGGCGCAAGACCAUGGUGCCGGUGUUUGCCAGCGAGUCCCUGCCCAGCCGCAUGCUGCUGCUCAGCGAGCUCCAAUGUUGGCCUGAGCUGGGCGUGGCGCUGCAGGGAGGGGCUGCGGAUGCAGGGGGGGGGACCGGAUCAAAUGGGGGUGGAACCACACAGCAGGAGCACCUGAUGGAGCUGCUGCUGAAGGCUUUUGGGGCGUACGGCUCGAUCGCGUCGGUGCGUGUGCUCAAGCCCGGGAAGGACCUGCCCGCCGACCUGAAGAAGCUGAGCGGGCGCUACACUCAGCUGGGUAAGGAUGAGUGCGCCAUCGUGGAGUUUGAGGAGGUGGAGGCUGCCGUAAAGGCCCACGAGGCGGUCGGGGGUGAGAAGGAUGGUGCCAGCCCGCUGGGUCUGAAGGUGGUUCUGAUCGGCACCAAGCCACCCAAGAAGAAGGUGUCCAAGGAUCGGCUGCAACGGGAGGAAGGGGGCGUUGUCGGCAUGGGCAUGCGCAAGAGCCGCUCGCUCAACAGCCGCGUACGGGAGCUGCAGUUCGGCGACGACUCUGCGUGCAGCUCCUCAGAGACUGAGAGCAAUCCCACUUCGCCACGGCUGGCCCGGAAAACCCGCUCGCUCAACAAGCUCAGCCCCACAUCUGGUGGCGCUGGCUUCCAGAAUAAUCACCUGAGCCCGGCGGUCUCCCCACGCUCCAGCCCUUGGUCCAGCCCACGCGCCAGCCCCUGCUCCCAGCGCAAAUCCGGCAAGUCGCCCCUGGCCAGUGAGGGCCGACUCAGCCCAGAGCCGGGCAGACGAUGGGCCGACUACUCCUCAGACAGCAGCCUGACCCCCUCAGGGAGCCCUUGGGUGCAGCGCCGCAAGCAGGUGGCCUCCCAGGAGAGCAGUCCUGUAGGGAGCCCCAUGAUGGGUAGAAAGAUCCAGAAUGCUGACGGCCUCCCUCCCGGGGUGGUGCGUCUCCCUCGUGGGCCGGACGGGACCCGAGGCUUUCACCCUCCCGCCAUGACCGACCGGGCCAAAACUGUCACCACGCAAACCUGAUUCACCAGGACCACUCGAUAGUCCCUUCUCGGCCGGUAACAAGACUCUACCAUCUCAAAACCCUCUGCCAAUCAAUCCCUUUACCUCACCCAACACCCCUCCACCCUCCAAACACUGAAGUGGCCACCAAAAAAUGGUUUUGUUUUUGAGUAAUUUUGAAUUCUAGUCUUUUUGUCUUUGUAAUACGUUUUUAUACACUUCGGUUAAUUACAUGCAUUGUAAUCAUUUAUUUUGGAUUUUUUUUUAUAUUCAAUUUAAUAUUGAAAAAAAAAAAGUAUUGCUAGAGAAGAGAUUGGUGGAAUAAUCUGUAUAUGUAGAAUUUGUAUAGCAAGCUCUUUAGUAUUUGAGAUGUCAUCUCUAUAGGUGUCUGAAGAGGUUCUAAAUAGGGCUUAACUUGAACAGUGCUUUUCAGUUUUUCUAUUUCCUUUAAAUUGAUGUCCUCCUGUGUAUGUGUGUAAAUGUAUGUAUGUGUGAAUGUAUGUUACACAAACGACAGUCUUCUGAAUGUUGUCCGCGUAUUUAUAGUGUGGUUUGUGGGUGUGGAAGCAUCACCAUACUUCCUGUGUUUUGUUUAAACAAAAAGGAAAAGGGGCAAUUGCACUCAUCUGGUCAGUGGCCAUCUCUCUGCCAUACAGCUGAAAUGCUAAUAGCUGAUGGAUUUUUUUUGUUUGUUUGUUUUUAUUUGUUUGUUUUAAUUUAAAGUUUUUAAUUUAAUAUUUUCUUCCCCUUUCCUUUUUGGACAAUGCUUCUUAUUUUAGUGGUUACUGUCGUGAAACAGAGACAGUAUGGCAGAGGUCUCUUCCUUGACUGGAGCGUUCACUGCUUCCUGUCCGUGUGUAGCAUGUUGAGUAAAGGGAUAUGCGAAGGGACGUCCACACAACAUGGCAAACAUUCUCUCCUGUUCUUGCCUUGAUUCAUGAAUUGAGGCAAUGUACCAUGUUUAUUUGCUACAAUACAAAUAAAUCACUGAAAUGGCA